AUGGAGCCGCUGGCGCAGCCAUGUGCAGUGACUGCACUCCCGGCUGCGUUGGCCUCGCCGGGCCGAGCACCGGCUGAGGGUCUGACUCCCAGCCACCUGCCGCUGGCCGAGCCCUGGAUGAACGGGCAGCCAGCCCCAGCAGGACCAAUGAUACCCUCACCAUCUGGCGUCGCUGGCGUCGGCAUGACACCUUCGCUUGAUGGCUUGGGCGUAGCAGGAGAUGUGGCGCAGAUGGAAAGGCGCAGGAGACAGGAAGAUAUGCGACGCGCUCUGGAGGAGCAGAUAGCGCAGAAGGAGCGCAUGACGCCGCAUGGGCCUGGUCUGCUCGGAUCACCGCUGCACCAACAGCCUGCAGGUGCCCAGGGCUUGCAAGGAGCUUUUCCAGGCCCAACAUCCCCAGCUGUACCAGCCAUGCGGGCCAUGCCAGCCAUGCCCGGGGUAGGUGCGGGCAGCCCAGUUUCCGGGCUUGAUGGUUUGGGAGCCGCCUCCGAAGCUGCGCAGCUCGACCGCCGAAGGAAGCAGGAAGAGAUGCGGCGCGCCUUAGAGGAGCAGAUGGCCCAGAAGGAACGCCUGGCACAUGCUCCACAUGCUCCGCAUGCUCCACAUGCGCCUAUGGCAGGCCCACAGAACCUUCCGGAUAGCCAGGCAUAUAAUGGUCACCCCGUCUCCAUGCAACCCAUGCAGCAAGCCAUGCCAGCAGGUAUGCCAGGCCAGGCAGGCAUACCAGGCGUGCCAGGUGUUCCAGGCCUGGCGAUGCACCCUGGCCUUCCGGCCGUUCCCUUGGCUGCUGGUCCAGGUCCAGCUGCAGGUCAGCCACAGGCGCUUGCAGGCGUGGAUGGGCUCGGUGCAGCAGGGGACGCUGUGCAGAUGGAAAGACGCAAGAAGCAAGAAGAGAUGAAGCGCGCCUUGGAGGAGCAGAUUGCAGAGAAGGAGCGACAAAAGCGUGACGCCCAGGCGAGGCGCCGCGCGUCUGAGGCCGGUCCAGGGGCUCAGGCCCCAUAUGCACCUGCUCAAGGUCUGCCACAGGGGCAUCAGGAUAACUACAUGGACUACAACCUCAUGCAGCCGCACAUAAUGCCUGGCAUGCAAGCUGGGUUGCAGCCUGCCAUGCAACCCGGUAUUCAGGCUGGAAUGCAGCCGUUCCUGCCAACGAACAUACCGUACAUGCAGCCCGGCAUCGUUGCACCCGGCGUUGCAAUGGGCAUGCCAGGUGUGGGCGGGCAGGGACUGGGUUUAGGCAUAGGCAUAGUCCAGAGCCCUGGCAUGGGACAAGUUCACCAGACCGGCCUUGCUGUGCAGAGCACCUUUCCGGCUGGUCCCGGAGCACAGCCAGGACCAGCGCCAACGCCUGUAGGUCCCCUGGGCCGACUCGGGGAAGUAAACGGCCAAGAUGACCGCCGAAAGAAGCAGGAGGAGAUGAAGCGCGUGCUGGCUGAACAGGUGGCCGAGAAAGAGCGUCAAAAAAAGGCAGAGGAGGAGAGGAGGAAGCAGGAGGAAGAGCGGGAGAACGAGCGAAUUCGCCGCGAGCAGGCAGCGGAGGAGGCCAGGCUGGAGGCUCGCAGGCAGGAGGAGGCCAGGAAGCGUGCACUCCUUGACGAGGAAAACGAGGCCGCCAUGGCCAAACAUGAAGAGGAGCCUGGUCCCUUGCCACGAACAGGGCGCAGGCUGCGGGAAGCCACGCAGGACCAGGGCUUCGCUCAUGACCGCGGCACACGCUCCGACCUCUUUGGUCUGCCAGCAGCACAGCCGAUGCAGUUCAACGCAUCGCCGAACUCCUCACCCUUGCCUUGGGAGGUCGCGCAGGCUGGCGCACAGGCUAGCGCACAGGCUAGCUCGAUGCCAGUGCCACAGCAAAGCAGCUUCAGGGCAUUGGGUCCCGCUGCUUCCCCUUCUCCUCCAGUCAGUGACAUGCUCCAGGGCUUGAUGCACCAGCAGCAAGAGCUGUACCGGCACCAGCAGGAGGCCUUGGCUCGCUUGCAGGAGGAGGCUGACCGGCUACGCCAAGAGAAGGAGUGUGCUAAGCAAGACCUUCUGGACAUGAAAGCGCGGCAGCUUGAGGAAAAGGAGAAGGACGUGAAAAAGCUGCAGCGUAAGCUGCAAAGGCAGAUGCUCCUGCAGAGCGGAAACGCAUCGGGGCCAGCGCCUCUGCAUAGCAUGCUGCCAUCUGUUGCCUCAACACCAAUGGAGGGUAUGUCAGGUAGAGGCCCACCUGGCGAGCCUUGGGGCGGAUUCUAUUCCAAGUAUGAGACGGCUGAUACGCCUUCUGGUGGAGAAGCCGAUGCCAAGUCCACGAUGCAGUGGGAGCCUGGCUACCCAACAGACGAGGAGCUCAAUCACUUGAGGCAGGAAAGGCAGGAGUCCCAAGCAAGAAGGGUUUCUGCGAUCCCUUCUGAUCCGCAUGCGUGGCCAGUGGCACCGGUACCCUGGCUGCAGCCAGCCGAGGCUGCUGAUCCAGUGACAGCUGAGUUCCCCAACGUUAUUGCCAGUGCCCCUGAGGCCCCAGAACCGGCAAGCGUUGGGGAGGCCUCUCUGUUUGAAGACAGCUGGGGCAAGCCCUUAGAAAACACUGCUCAGCUUGAUGAACGGCUGGGGAACACAGAAGCUCUCGCGGGUAAUCUGGGCAAUGAUGCCUCGCAGUUGCUGGAGGGAACCCUUGUUGGUGAGUCAAAAUUUGUGCAAGCUGAUGCUCACGGGGCAAACCUCGGAUCAACUUGGGUUGGAGCUGAGCCUACCGAGCAGAAGUUCAGAGCAAGCGUAUCGCUCGGCAAGAACCUGACAGUGAACGCGGAAAACGCGGGCAGCCUUGCAGUACAAGCAGCUGUGCCUGAAGAAAGUCCCUUGGAUGCCGGACAUCCUGAUGCUGAAGGUUUGGGCUUGGCCCACUUCUCUCUGCCCAAGGGAGGCAAGAUUGACGAAGGCGAGGAUCCAAGUGAUCCACUGAGCCUGCUGCAAGGUGCAGUCAAUGCGAUUAGAGAGGCGCGGGCAGAGGUUGCCUGUGCUACCACAUCCAGCUUUGCCCGUUCCGAUCAGAUGCCCUUCAGUGCCCGUGAAGCCGAGGAGGCUCCAUCUGAGUCUUGGGAGGGCGUCCUUCGCCAGUUUGGGGCGGAUGAUGCGCUGCAAAGCCCAAACACAAUGAAGCCUACGCCUCCCAAAUCUGGGCGCCCUCCGCGCCGAGCCCGGCAGAAGGAGCCUGAGUCGGAGAUUGAUGAGAUGGUUGGUGUCAGCAAAGCACGAGAGUCUGGCGGAUACCCUGCAGUGGACGAUAUCCUGCAGCCUGAUCUUCUGGGCUCAUCUGGGCAACCAGACAGCCUCGACUUUCUGCAGGGCUUGGGCCCGAGCGGCCUGGGCGGCCUAGGCGCGGCUUCAAGUACUAUGGGGACUACUUCUUUGGAUGGGCUUGGCACGCAGCGCCCAAUCGGCAAGGAUGAUUUUGCAGCCUUUGCUGCCGCAACGCCUGAGGAUUUCGAUGCCUUCCUCUCCAGGCUUCGGGCACAGACAAGUCAUGAGAAGACGCAAACAAAGCCUUUAGAAGCCAAGGACAGCGCGCGGGGUCGACAAGCCGGCACUGGUGUGAGUGCAAAGGACAGGGCAAAAUUUGGGUCGCCGACCUUGCGAGCAGCUGCAGGGUCUUUGCUGAACCAACCCGAUCAUCGCCCGGCCUCCGGACAGUCGCAGGUGAGUGGGGUAAGCGGUGGUCGUCCAGGAAGUGGGGGUAGUGCUGGAAGCUUGAACAGUGCUGGUGGCGUAGCAUCAUUGCGAGACUUGCGGCAUCAGCGCCGCAAGCCCAAAACCGCCGAAGAUGCAGCUGGCGGCCUCUCAGUAGGAGUUGCUAUUCCUGACACAGGUCCUGGAACAAGUUUGCACGCGACGGUCCCGGCUUCGGUACCGCGCGAGCCGAGCGCUUUGCAAUCACUGAGGGAGGAGCACCGAGGCAGCGCAGACUGA
Messenger RNA from Symbiodinium pilosum, 3945 nucleotides. Lineage: Eukaryota; Dinophyceae; Suessiales; Symbiodiniaceae. The record is from the annotation of a GenBank genome assembly.